CUAGUCGUGAAAGUGUUAAUUGGCAACUCGCGUUCUGUAAUAUGUCAGGUUGGUUUUUAAUGAGUGUGAUCAAAGACUCGCUCGUAGGGUAAGGGAGUCACAGGAUGGUACACGACCGCCCAAACAUUUAUUUCACACCUCUCUCCUUUAACAGAUGCAAGCGCUAAGUUUCUUUUUCCAAUUUUUACUUUUCAAAAAUUAAACAGAACAAUAUUUGUGAAUAAUUUGAGAAAUGUAAUAUGAUGAUGUAAUGAAUAAAAAAAAAAAACUUGAAAAUUCGAUCCAAAACUGACGUAGCUUCAUCGCUAAUUUUAAAAUGUCCACAAAAUUUGCUUGCCAUAUCUUUAUUUCAUUACUCAUUCCUUAUUUAAAAAGAUUUACUUUGCGUUUGAUGAAUUAAGACAGCCUUUUGUUUUAACACCUGUCCUGUACAUUAACUUUUUAGUAAUUGAAAAAUAUAUUGGAGGCUUACCGGCUGAUUGGGAUUAUUUCUCAAAUUGUUUCAUCUUUGACACGGCAGGAAAGAAAUCAAAAUUAUCUUUCAACUGCAAUCACUGAUCGAGAAGAAAAAAAAGACUUUCGUUGAACUGAGCCACGAUGGUAAAUGAUAGGACGCAAAAUAUUUUGUCGGGGGUUUUCUUCCUUUUAAUGAUCUUAAAUUUGAUUCCAAACUUGCUAGUAGUACUUGCUUUGAUUCGCUCGAAGUUCAAGACUUCAAUCAACUACCUUUUCCUCAACUUAGCACUGGCCGACAUUCUGGUGGCAACAUCUCUGAUCCCUCAAUAUGUGCUUCGUCCUGUAUAUACCCACCCUGAUGGAUGGGCUGGAACCUUGCUUUGUAAGCUGUUUACUGGGGGGUUCACUAUGUGGGUUGGAGGGUGUACUGCUACUGUCAUGCAUGUUGUGAUCGCCAUCGAACGCUUCUAUGCCACUCGAACUGGCAACAUUGCACGAAAAUUAUCAAAGAGAAAACUAAUAAUGGUUAUUGUAUGUGGUUGGAUUUUUGCCAUUCUUUCCGAGAUUCCUCCAAUGACCGUAAUGAUUUAUGACAAAAAUCAUUCAUCAUGCUUUGAAAACUGGUCUAAACUUGUAUAUGGCAAGAUUUACACCGUCUUUACCUUCGUUGUGGACUUUUCAGUUCCUCUUGUACUGAUGGCUGUUCUAUACGCCAAGACUCUGAAAACUCUUUGGGGCCCAUCUAUAAUUUCGGGCACUUCAUUAGUCGUAAUCAAAUCACGCAAGCGAAUCACGAAAAUUGCAGUAACAGUGACGGUGCUUCACGCAUUGUGUUGGCUUCCUGAUGUGACUUCAUACUUGCUUGCCUAUCACGUUCCUGGCUUGGUGGAAUAUGGGUCCAUUAUUUACCACGCCUGUGUGAUACCUGUUGGUUUAAGCUCGUGUUUGAAUCCGAUCAUUUACACUCUUCAAAGUCAAAGAUUCAGGCAGGAGUUGCGAAUGUAUAUUUGCUGCUGGUUACCGACGAAUAAAGUAUCAAUUGCUGACUAUACCGUUGAGAGAAAAAUUUCACAACCCUGAGAAAUGCGAUUGGGCGAGUUUUUUCCCCACGUUCUUGUUCGUUAACGAGUUUGCUUCAAUAUUUACAAAUUUAGCCAUACCUGAAGUGAU
Pocillopora damicornis (cauliflower coral) is the source of this 1626-nucleotide messenger RNA. Its product is annotated as pyroglutamylated RF-amide peptide receptor-like. Lineage: Eukaryota; Metazoa; Cnidaria; Anthozoa; Scleractinia; Pocilloporidae. Gene Ontology annotation, cellular component: membrane. Gene Ontology annotation, biological process: G protein-coupled receptor signaling pathway. The record is from RefSeq and is a predicted model, not a curated record. Gene Ontology annotation, molecular function: G protein-coupled receptor activity.